Phaeodactylum tricornutum CCAP 1055/1 is the source of this 840-nucleotide messenger RNA. RefSeq lists its product with no specific name. Gene Ontology annotation, biological process: P450-containing electron transport chain. The record is from RefSeq and is a predicted model, not a curated record. The coding region runs from base 1 to 840 and encodes 279 amino acids. Gene Ontology annotation, cellular component: mitochondrion. Lineage: Eukaryota; Bacillariophyta; Bacillariophyceae; Surirellales; Neidiaceae. The transcript has 2 exons. Gene Ontology annotation, molecular function: 2 iron, 2 sulfur cluster binding.
AUGGGAGACGACGUACACAAACAGAAAAGCCUCGCCUUUUUCUUUUCUCGAGCAGAUCCAACCGUGAAAACGGCCAAGAACCACGACUAUCUUGCGUCGAGAGGGCAAGGAAUCCGACUUUUGCCGACACUCGAGGGGUUGAUCUCGUUUCGGAAUAGUUUACAGUUAGUACAAAUCCAACAAGCCAAUGGCGCCACCAAUGGUUGGGUUCAGUCUAUCGGAUGCAGUCGAAAAUUAAGUAGAUUUUUGUCAACAUCGAAAGAGGAAGGACCUGAUCACGAAAUAAGCACUUACCUGGCAGAAACCCACCGCAUCGAUUCACAAUUGCAUGACGGAAUUCUGAAGGCCUUGCAAUCCGUGUACGGCAAGGAAAUGAAACUUUCACAAGUCGAAGCCUUUGGUAAAGCGGGACUAAUGGCGUUGUCGGAAGCGGUCGAAGCAGAUCGAAAUCGCAAGCGGAGUGCGAAAAUACGACCGUCCAAGUUGGUAACGUUUACUAUUCCCCACCAUUCAACUACCUUUCAAUUAAAGUGGAGACAGGGACAGUCGGUUCUGGAUGUCGCUAAAAGCGCAGCAGGCGAGGAACUUCUUGGCGAGUACAUGGAAGGAACAUGCGGUGGCCAAAUGAGCUGCUGUACUUGUCACGUAUACUUGGAUGAAAAAACAUUCACUGUUUUGCCACCGCCUUGCGAGGCGGAACUCGACAUGUUAGAUCUCGCGUUCGAGCCAUGCGAAACAUCUAGACUGGGCUGCCAAGUGUUUUUGAAAAACGGGCUUCUGGAAACGGAUCACGAGAUCGUAGUAACGAUUCCUGCGGAUGUAAAUAAUGUCUGGAAGUAA